GGCUCAUCAUUACCGGAGAAAACCAACGGCGGGCGAAGACACCAUUGGAACGGCAGACAAUGGCGCCGCCGGUGGGGCACAUCAGGUGGUGCAGUGCUGCAUCGUUCCUCGUCAUCUGCCUCCUCGCCGUCCCGUCUGUAGCCAUUUACUGUGACGAAGACGACUGCUACGAUCUGCUCGGGGUUUCACAGACAGCUAAUGCGUCGGAGAUCAAGAAGGCCUACUACAAGCUCUCCUUGAAAUACCACCCUGAUAAGAAUCCCGAUCCGGAUUCGAGGAAGCGCUUUGUGAAGAUUGCCACUGCUUAUGAGAUUUUGAAAGAUGAAGCCACUCGCGAGCAAUACGAUUACGCGAUUGCACACCCUGAGGAGGUGUUUUACAACACAGCCAGGUAUUAUCAAGCAUAUUAUGGCCAUAAAACGGAUCCUCGGGCAGUUCUUGUUGGGCUACUUCUCAUUCUCUCGGGAUUUCAAUAUCUAAACCAAAAGACAAGGUAUGAUCAGGCUGUAGCAAUGGUCAAAAACACACCAGCUUACAAGAACAGACUACGAGCUCUGGUGCUUGAGCGCAGUGGAGGAACAACGAGCAAGAAGAAAAAUUCAAAGCAGAUGGAUAAGAAAGUGGAAGAAGAACUCAGCAAAGAGCUCAAUUUGGACAUUAAGGGGGCUGAGAAGCCUCGCUUUUGGAACCUCAUCGGUGUACAAUUCAUACUCCUACCUUAUGCUUUAGCAAAGUUGUUUUUAUGGUAUGGAUCUUGGUUCUGGAGGUACCAGGUUAAAAAAGCUCCAUAUUCUUGGGAAGAUGCUGCUCACCUGACGCAAAGGGCUCUCAGAGUCCCCGUCGAUGCAUGGAGCUCUUUAGAUGAAUCGAUGAAGGAAGAUCUCGUGCACAGACGUCUAUGGGAGAAAGGGAACCUGGAGAAUUACCUGACAGAAAUGCGGAAAGAAUCAAAACGCAGGAGAUAGCAGCUUUUUUGUUCCAUUGGCGGUCUCCUCUGAUUUUUGACAACUAAAUCCUCGUGGCAAUAACUUGUCAUUUUAUUCUGCGUCUUCUGCCUAAUCAGGUCAGAGAGUGUGUGACAAACUUAAAUACGUUUUAUACAAAGCCAUAGUAGACCCUUUUAAGUGAUGGAGUACAACUGGAACAGUUAGCUUAUGUUUCCUAGUCCUUCUGCUACUCUCAUAGUGUCGAGUUUUUCCCGAAAGAUAUCAUAAUACUGGAAACAUUUGCUCGAGCCUAUACGAGUUUUGCCUAUGUAAGAACUAUUGGGGUCACGACCCCCUAAUAGGAAAUAUGGAUGUUUGCUGAACUCUCAUCAGUGUUAUCUCAUGUUCAUUGAAUCA
Molecule: messenger RNA, 1343 nt
Organism: Punica granatum (pomegranate)
Lineage: Eukaryota; Viridiplantae; Streptophyta; Magnoliopsida; Myrtales; Lythraceae
Source: RefSeq, a predicted model, not a curated record